Messenger RNA from Capsicum annuum, 1945 nucleotides. Its product is annotated as serine carboxypeptidase-like 26. The record is from RefSeq and is a predicted model, not a curated record. NCBI's taxonomy places the organism in Eukaryota, Viridiplantae, Streptophyta, Magnoliopsida, Solanales, Solanaceae. Bases 154 to 1602 code for a protein of 482 amino acids. Gene Ontology annotation, cellular component: vacuole. Gene Ontology annotation, molecular function: serine-type carboxypeptidase activity. The transcript is spliced from 10 exons. Gene Ontology annotation, biological process: proteolysis.
AUUGUUGCUUGAGGUAGUGCUUGUGACAUAAUAAUAUGCACUGUCUUUACAAUCAUAGAGGUCAACCCCACUAGUCAACACUGACACCAUUAUAUCUUAAAAGUUCAGAAACACACACACACACACACUAGGAAACUAACACACAACUGAAAAAUGAAACCUUCAAAUCCAAAGAACACAAAAAACAUAAUACUAGUAACAUUUGUGUUCCUUAUUUGUUGGAAUAAUAAAGUGUUUUCAAGAACACAAGAUGAUGACAAAGUAAUAAAGUUGCCUGGACAACCUAAUAGUCCACUAGUUACACAGUUUUCUGGUUAUGUUACAGUUAAUAUAACUCAUGGAAGAGCUCUUUUUUACUGGUUUUUUCAAUCUCAAUCUGAUUCUUCCAAGAAACCCUUACUCCUUUGGCUUAAUGGUGGGCCUGGUUGCUCUUCAAUUGGAUAUGGUGCUGCUGUCGAGUUGGGACCUCUUCUAGUUCGAAACAAUGGAGCCGGUCUUGACUUCAACGAGUAUUCUUGGAACAAUGAAGCCAAUUUGCUGUUUUUGGAGUCACCGGUUGGAGUGGGGUUCUCAUACGCCAAUACAUCCUCCGAUUUAACCAACUUAGAUGACAACUUCGCUGCUGAAGAUGCUUACAAUUUCCUGGUGAAUUGGCUGGAAAGGUUUCCCGAGUUCAAGAACCGCGAGUUUUUCAUAACAGGAGAGAGCUAUGCAGGACACUAUGUACCGCAACUGGCAGAGCUCGUGUGCAACCGAAAUAAAGACAGCAAAAAGUAUCCGUAUAUUGAUCUCAAAGGUUUCAUGGUUGGAAAUCCUGAGACGAACGAUUACUAUGAUUAUAAAGGGAUAGUAGAGUAUGCUUGGACACAUGCGAUACUGUACGAUUCAGAGUAUCAGAAAGUGCAACAAGUAUGUGAUUUCAAGGUCUCCAACUGGUCCGACGGAUGUAAUGAUGCUAUGCAAGUGUUAUGGGACAAAUAUCAAGAAAUCGACAUUUACAACAUUUAUGGUCCCAAGUGUCUCGUGAACGCUUCCUCUUCUUCAGCUAGUGAUAGCGUUAGUACACACGACUCUUCUCAAAUCAAGUUGCAGGUACCUAAUUAUGGAUUCAGGAGGAUGAAACAAAUUCGAGGUGGUUAUGACCCUUGCUAUACUGCUUACACCGAAGAGUAUUUCAACCGGUUAGAUGUUCAAAUUGCUCUUCAUGCGAACACUGACGGAAGUCAAGCAACAAAGAAAUGGAAAAGUUGCAGUGAUCCUGUGUUUCGUACGUACAACUACAAUGUAUUCUCCGUCUUGCCAGUAUACGAAAGUCUCAUCAAAGGGGGCCUAAAGAUUUGGAUUUUUAGUGGCGAUGUGGAUGGACGAGUGCCUGUAAUUGGGACGAGAUACUGCAUUGAAGCUCUUAAUCUGACUCUGAAGUCCCCAUGGCAUUCGUGGUUCCACAAUCAUCAGGUAGCAGGACGGAUAGUGGAGUACGAAGGGCUGACAUUCGUGACAGUAAGAGGAGCCGGUCAUCUAGUACCGCUAUACAAGCCAAGUGAAGGUCUAGCUCUCAUCCAUUCUUUCUUAACCGGUGAACAACUCCCAGCUCAUCGAUAAUAAAAUCUCUCUGAGAAACAUCUCGUUGAUGAUUCAUUACCAAUCUGUCGUUUUACUACACCAAGUUACCUGAUAUCUGCUACUAGUGAUAAGGGCGGAGAUACGUUGACCUUUCGCUAUCAGCAUUAUACGAAAAUCAAGAAUUCAGAGGGCAUAAAAAUGCAAGAAUAUUAAAUGCACUUGCAAAAUUGUAUACCUUUUAAUACUGUAUAUUUAAUGUAUCAUUUUUUGGUUUCCCGUUCCCUUGUUCGCUACAUGUUGUAGCCCAACUAAAUUUGGAUUCGCGUCUAAAAAGCUCGAAUUUGAGAUCUUAAUGGAUGAAUGAAUAUUUAUCACUCUACUA